CCAGAUGUGGAAUUUUGCGGUUACAAUGUGCCACAUCCAUUGGAAGAUAAAAUUCUGAUAAGGGUACAAACGAAACAAGGUGUAGUAGCAGCCGAUGUGCUAGUAAAAGCGUUGGAAGAGCUUGAAUAUAUCUUUGCUUCAAUUGGACAAAAAUUCGAGGAUUCCUACAAAACCUACAGCCAAAAAUAG
Gongylonema pulchrum is the source of this 189-nucleotide messenger RNA. The record is from the annotation of a GenBank genome assembly. Lineage: Eukaryota; Metazoa; Nematoda; Chromadorea; Rhabditida; Gongylonematidae.